Molecule: messenger RNA, 3622 nt
Organism: Meleagris gallopavo (turkey)
Lineage: Eukaryota; Metazoa; Chordata; Aves; Galliformes; Phasianidae
Source: RefSeq, a predicted model, not a curated record
GGGCUGCUCCUCGCGCCCCCCAAGCAGCCUCCCCCACCGCAGCAGCAGCAGCAGCCGCCGCCCGCAGCGCCGAGCACCGAGCCCGCGGCCAAGAUUAAGGAGCUACACUUCUCCAACAUGAAGACGGUGGACUGCGUGGAGCGGAAGGGCAAGUACGUGUACUUCACGGUGGUGAUGGCCGAGGGCAAGGAGAUCGACUGGUGCGCGCAGGAGCAGGGCUGGAACGCGGCGAUCACGCUGCAGAUGGUGCAGUACAAGAACCGCCAGGCCAUCCUGGCCGUGCGCUCCACCCGCCAGAAGCAGCAGCACCUGGCGCAGCAGCCCCACGGCCCGCGUCUCCGCAGCGCCUCCAACUCCGCCUAGCGCCGGCGGCACGGCGCCCCGAUCCGCUCCGCGCUGCUGCGCCGCACUGCGCGGGGCAGCGACCGCAGCGGUACCGAGCGCGGCGCCUGGAGAUGGAGCCGGGCGCGGCCCCGAAGCGUUUCAGCCCUUUUAUUUAUGGACCUCGGGACGGAGCCUCGGGUAUGACGGGACUUCGGGGAGACGUGAUGUACUGUAACUUUAUUUUAAUGUGUUUUAUUUAUUAGGUUGUGGGUUUUUGUUUGUUUGUUUGUUUUUUCCGAGGCUUGUUUGCAAGGCGUUUCUGAUUGUAGGCCGUAGCCAAAAAGCAAAGGAAAGAACAAUGUAUAUGUGCUGGCUGCCUAAGGAAGCUCUGUGUAGUUUGGCCACGCAAUUUGAGAGAAAGCGUUCUUCAUUUGUGCCCCAAAUCACUGUAUUCUGCAAACACGGGGCAUGCAGUGCGUGGUUGGAACGUGGCUGGAACCUGCACUGCGCGUGGAAACUCUUCUUUCCGAUAAGAAGAAAAAUUAGGAUUUAGGAUUUAAUAAUUCUCUUUCAAAACACGCGGUGGCCAACAGCAACGCUCUGUACACGCUCGGUUAUUCAGUAAGAGUCACGGGUGGUGGUUGCCGGGAGGUGAAACCCAUCUGAUGGGUGCGUGAGCCGGGGGGCCCAGCCCCAUCUCCAUUGUGUAGGGUCACAGAUAGGUUCUACCUGGCUCUGAAGCUGCUGGGGAGCAUUAGGAGCUUCCCUUAGCUCCUGGGGCUCCCUCUGAAUGUGCUGCAGGCUUUCCACCUUGGUUGGAUUCUCAUGGCAGUGUUUAAAUGUCUUGCAUUAAAGCAGCCUCUAGUUUAAAAUUCAUCCUCUAUAUGUCGUAGUGAUCAAAUGGAUUAUUUUGGUCACCGUUCCAUAAGGUGAAAGUUGCUCUAUUGGUAUUUAGAGCUGCCAGAGGCGUGUGACCUGCCUGACAAAGCACUGACAAAGCCACGAAGUUGGAGAACAAAGGUGCAUCCCAUAGGGGGGUUGGCAGCUGGCUGUGGGGAGCUGCCGGUCCUGGGUGCUGUGCAGAACGGGGCUGUGCUGGGGAGCGGGGAGCAGCACAGCCCGGCCUUGUGGGCUCAGGGCCAUUGGUGGUAACUGAUGUGUGAGGAGAACAGCAGCGAGCUCCUUUACGAGUGUGGUGAACGUAAACAAGAUCUCUUGAAGCCAUGCAUCCAGGACUUCUCUGCUUGUGUAACUGAGAUGUGGUCUGUUUGUAAAACCCUUCAGUCUCAUGGUGCAAGCUGUUCUCUAAGCGCUUAAAGGCAAAACUGAGCUGACACUGACGGAGAAAUCAGAACCUGCUGCUGCACAAGGUGGUACUUCAGGGCCCGCUGUGCACCCUCAGCUCCAGCCUAGCCCCGUAUGGAGCAAAUGGUGAUCUUUUACUGUUCUCCUCUUCCACCCCUUGCUGCAGGUGUGCGGGUUGCAUCCCCAGACACAGACCUGGUGCUGAGUCCUGCCCACUCCUCUGCGGCCGCUCCUCUGUGCUUGGCCCUGCGCUGGCCUUGAAAACACUAUGGCCAAGCUGAGGGGGCAGGUUACAGCUAUCCUAACAGAGCUGUCACUUGGGGACUAAUUGAAGUCGAAGGUGCCCUGCUUCUUCUAGGAUUAGAAUCGCUGUCUUGGCAAUCACAAUAGCCAAUUACCACAUCUCUGUACAUCUGCCAUUAUCGUUCUGCUAAUGCUUGGAUGUUAGAGCUGCGAGGGGAUUCUCUAACGAGCUGGUUGGAGACUUAAAAAUAGGCUGUAAUUUGUAAUUUGGCUCCUCUCUUCAGUCAUUAAUUACGGUGUACUGAGCAACUAAUCCACCUUUCCAGAUAGACAUAUCGCCGGUAGCUCACCUACUAAAAUGUGUUAGUCUCCUGAAGAAUAAAUGUACAUGAUGAAAAACGUUCCUACGUGAUCAGAGACAUGCGCAUUUCUCUGGCGGAGGCAGGUAGCCAUAUUCUACGUGAACAUAGAACAUCAGAGUUCUACCAAAGUCCAUAGAUCUGCUGUGAAGCUGAAAUUUCACUGCUCUUCUGGAGAUGUCUGUAGCUUGAAAACGAAAGAUGACAAUUUCAGUGAUGUAAUCGAGACUGAAGGUUGAAAAAGCAAAGGAAAUUGAAAAUGUCGAGGUUGAUGGUUCAAGGUCAAUGUUGUAUUUCGCCUCAGGCUUCCUGUUUUAAGUUGCUUUGAAGGAUGCUCUCCAAAAGCCAUUUGGACUGUCGAGUUCACUGACAAACUUUUGCCUGUUACCAUUGCCCACUGCAUUGCCUUUGUGAAACUCCAGAGUCAGACAGUCACAUCACAGCACCCACCUCGGGCUGUGCCUGUGUCUCAGCCUGAACCGAUGGCCCAAGGACACCCAGUGUCUGCUGGCAACUCCUCCUGCCGCAAACCAAAGGGAAGCGAUCAGCCAGGGUCCCCUGGGGACAGCUGCACCGUGUGGCUUGGGCCGCGUCAGCAUUAAGGAGGCUGCAUGGUCUGACGUCGUCAGCCCCAUCGCUUUCUCGUGCUCUAAAUUCCCCAGUGUCCAUGGCUGAUAGCCAUUUUAGACCCAGAACUGGUUUGAUGUUAUGCAGUGAGAUAGUUCUGCUUUUUUGGCUUCCCUCUGUUCCAUUGCACAGUCUUCAUUGGAGCUGCACGGUUAAGUACUGUCUGUCAUGCCUCGUAGGAAAAAGCUCUAAUAGCCAUCCCUGAAGAUUCUUUGCAAGAAAAGGAGUCACUGUCCCCUUACAAAAAGAAAACAAACAAAUGCACACAGUGUAUGGUUGAUGUAAAUUUCUCAGAGAUUAAACAACAAUGCUAGUAAAACAUGAAUGGGAGACCGCUUGGUAUGGGUAACAAAAUUGUUGACAAUUGUCAAUCGAAGGUUGAAACUGUAUGUCUUUAUUUAAAAAAGAAAAGAAUGGCUGAGGGGCAAGAUUCAACAAGAAAAUUCAAGCUGUGGUGCCUGUUUUGUACCAAGGAAAUACAGAAACGGGGGGGAAAAAGAACGAUUGAGUGGAUGUGGUCCUUGUGACAUCCUGAAGUAAUUCCUCUCUUAUGGCUCGUGGUAUGCACAUGCCAGCUUCUGGGUUAUAGCUGCGGCGAUGUACCAAAUGUUUUCUGGCAUAACCUAUUGUGAGCAGAAAUGUCAGUGUCAUCAAAAAACCUGUGUGUAAAUAUGACUCAUAAAUGAUUUCUGAGAGAUGUGAUUUAUUUUUCAUAUUUUUCAAGAUGCAUUCCAUUUCAAAUAAAGAGGUAUCUAUUGAAAGAA